Messenger RNA from Thermothelomyces thermophilus ATCC 42464, 1327 nucleotides. RefSeq lists its product as uncharacterized. NCBI's taxonomy places the organism in Eukaryota, Fungi, Ascomycota, Sordariomycetes, Sordariales, Chaetomiaceae. The transcript is spliced from 2 exons. Bases 154 to 1179 code for a protein of 341 amino acids. The record is from RefSeq and is a predicted model, not a curated record.
CUGUGGCAAAGCAUUGACGUCCAGUAACUUAGUUAUGUGAGCACCUCUUUGUUUACCUAGACAUCUCCCGUACCUGUUGAGGGCUCGUCUCGUUUCCCAUCAAUCAAUCAUCACCACAAGUCCACCGUUAUCGUCCUGCUCGGUCCGUGCACCAUGAGGCCCACCAUAACCGCAACCACCCUUCUUUCCGGCUGCAUCGCGGCAACAACAGCUGCAGCCGCCGCCGUCGCCGUCGCCGUCCCUCCCUCCCACAGCGGACUCCGCAUCCCGACCUCGCACGAAUCCGCCGUCCUCGGCCGGCGCAUACUCGCUCUUACUCCGCUCGGCACGCUCUCAACCGUCUUCCCCGAGGACGACAAACAAAAGGGCGAUAGCAAUCGCGAUGGCGGCGUCUCGAACCAGGAGCGGCGCUCCCCGGGGCUAGGCGGCCUGCCGUACGGCCUGAUGGAAUACAUUGCCGACUGCGAGGACGACGACGUCGGGAACCCCACCAUCCUGGCGAUCUCCAUCGGGACGACCUUUAAGAACGCCGCGGCGGGAAGCAACGUGAGUCUGGCGGUCCAGUGGACUCCGCCGUACCCGCCCGCGGAGCGGAUCAAGAGCACCGGGAACAGCUGGCUCUCGUACCUGGGCCUAUCCCGCACCGAGGACGACGACGACGACGAUGAUGAUGACGACGAGCGCGACAUCUCCCUCCCUUACUCGGCCGCCAAUCUCCCCCGCUUCUCCCUUCUCGGCCAUCUCGAGCCAAUCCCGGGCGGCGACGAUCGCAGCGACGAGGACGGGGUCGGCGCCAGGCUCGCGAGAUGCUACGUCAAGUCGCACCCGGACGCGCGGUACUGGCUCCCCGGCAACCGGAUCCACGAGGCGCACUUUGUGCGGCUGGUUGUGGAACAGGUGUACUGGGUCGGCGGGUUCGGGGAUCGCGCGUAUAUUGGGUGGAUUCCUGUUGAGGAGUGGCGGAACGUCACGCGGGAAGAAUGGCAAAAGGUUCGCCUUCCAGGAGAAAAGAAGGGGUGGAAGGAGUGGUCUACACAGGAAGACCUUAAGAUUAAGGUGAACGUAAAGGGGGGAUCGGAAACUUCAAUAUUCACUACCAGUUUUUUCUCACGGCCUCGAAGACCUAUCAUAAAGGCAAUAAAUGGCUUGGUUCAGCCCCUACUGGGUCCACGAGGUUGAUGUGAUUGUAUGAACGCCUCUUCGUGAUUCCUGUUCACGACCGGCCCGUCAACAGAGCGAAGAAGCCUUGAAACCACGAGAGGAGUGAGUUCUCGCAUCGCACCCUCUACGUUCAGAGUACAACAGUGUAUCCUUGCGAAAAGAUCCU